CUUCGAGUGAAAUCUUUUGUCGAACAGAGAAAAUUCUGGCUUUAAAACAGCAUCAAAAUGGGAGGCCACUUCGGAGAAUUAGCCAAAGUCAAUGGUAUUGUCAUCCAUAAAAUCUCGCCAUUCGAGCAGAAAGCCUUCGCAGGCUUUAUUUCAAAAGGAGUUCCAAACACUUUCCGUCGAUUCAGAUCACAAGUCUUUAGAGUCGCCCCACCUUUCAUUGUUGGAUAUUUAGUCUAUGAUUAUGUUGAGAAUUUACACGCUUCAUACUUGCGUAAAAAUCCAGCUGACUUCGAAAAUGACGAGUAAAUUAAUCAAAUUUGUUCUUUAAAUUUAAUCUGGAAAUAUGUAGAAAAUAAAGAUGGAAGUUUUCCUCUUAAAAUAAGAUGGAAAAGUGUUGAA
Molecule: messenger RNA, 399 nt
Organism: Clunio marinus
Lineage: Eukaryota; Metazoa; Arthropoda; Insecta; Diptera; Chironomidae
Source: the annotation of a GenBank genome assembly